AUGUGGCCGUUUUCAAUUAGCUUUCCGAGUCUGAAGGACCUGGAUGAGGAAUAUGACUAUGUGAUAGUCGGUGGUACUGCAGGAUGCGUACUUGCAAACCGCAUAAGCGCUGAUCCUCAGAACAAAGUUCUCCUCGUAGAACGUGGACCUGCGGACGACUCGUGGGAAUCCCGUAUACCGCUGUUUUCUGCAAACUUUGCAGAAGACCACAAACUUGCUCGUAAGUUGGACAGCGAAGAGGAGCCUGUCAUUGGAAGGCCCGUAGAUAUUUUCCAGGGCAAUGGGCUGGGAGGUUCGACGUGGAUAAAUCAUAUGUUCUAUACCCGUGGCCCGUCUGUCCAGUAUGACCGAUGGGAAUGCAACGGUGCGGAAGGGUGGGGAUUCAAAUCAUUGAUAUCUUAUUUCAUCAAGGCGGAAUGUGCAGAGUACGACGCAAAUCCGGGUGUGCAUGGUAGCGAUGAUUCGAACCAACAUAGGCAUUCAACUUUCUGGGCGUUCCUCCCGCCGGCUCUGAUCCACGCACGGAGAAUUAAUCUUCAUGUUUGUCCAAAUACAAUCGUCGAGCAAUUGAUCAUAGAAAAAGAGGAAGAUCACUUGGUAGUUCGUUCGGUAGCUCUGGGGCCCACCGAAGUGGUCAUUUGUGCUGGUGCACUUGGGUCUCCCCAGAUUCUCAUGCUGAGCGGUAUUGGACCCGCAGAGCAUCUCAGUGACAUGGGCAUCUCAGUACUACAAGACACACCUGUUGGGGAAAAUCUACAAGACCACUUUGGCGUGUUUAAUAACUAUCUAGUACCGCUCCACGAUUCGCUGCUACGUGUCAACCGCCAACCGCUGUAUUUCAUUUGGGAAGUCCUCCGAUACUUUCUUUUUGGCACUGGUGUGCUCCUCGCCCCUGUCGUUCAAAUGGCGAUUUUUGCCUGUACGGCACUUCUGGAUAAACAUGGCGUCCCCUUGGAGGAUAAGCAGCCUGAAAUAAAUUCCGUUCCAGAUGUGGAGAUCAUGCCACUGGCAUACGCUCAGGGCCUUGCUCAAAAGGACGCAACUCGUGGAGGCUUCUCAUUCCUCACAGUCUUGCUUACUCCUGAGAGCAAGGGUUCCGUUCGGUUGCGGAAUAUUGAUCCCCGUGCAGCCCCUCGCAUUGACUUCAACUACCUCUCGACACUGUCUGACCGCACGCGCAUGCGACAUGCACUUCGGCUGGUACUGCGCCUUGCUAGAGGUCUAUGGGAACAAGGAUACCAGUUGGAACCUGCCGAGGCGCCUCCUUUGGACGCGGAAGUCGUUAGCGACGACACGCUAGAUCGUCAGAUUACGGAACAGGGGUGCACAACAUAUCAUUACACCUCAACCUGUGCAUUGGGCUCCGUUGUGGGCAAUGAUCUCGUCGUGAAAGGUACUCGGAAUCUGCGUGUUGCGGAUGCGUCCAUCUUCCCAGAGGUUCCAGCUUGUCAUUUACAGGCGCCUGUCGUCGCUGUCGCCGAAAAGUGUGCGAAUAUGAUUUUAUCGAUACACUAG
Molecule: messenger RNA, 1515 nt
Organism: Pisolithus orientalis
Lineage: Eukaryota; Fungi; Basidiomycota; Agaricomycetes; Boletales; Pisolithaceae
Product: alcohol oxidase
Exons: 6
Coding region: 1-1515 (504 amino acids)
Molecular function (GO): flavin adenine dinucleotide binding; oxidoreductase activity, acting on CH-OH group of donors
Source: RefSeq, a predicted model, not a curated record